Diatraea saccharalis (sugarcane borer) is the source of this 4299-nucleotide messenger RNA. Lineage: Eukaryota; Metazoa; Arthropoda; Insecta; Lepidoptera; Crambidae. The record is from the annotation of a GenBank genome assembly.
GUUAGGAAGUUGGUCGUCUGAUACCUACUAAGUCUGUGGUUCAAACGGUGUGUAUGGUGUUGUUGUGUUGACAAGUUUUUGUUAAAAGAAAGUUUAAUAUUAGAUAGAUAUUAUGAACGAAAUCGACGACAAAUUUUAUUAUGUUUAUAGUUCUUCUUUGGAUCACAAAGUGGAAAUUAAAAUUGGUACAUUAGAGGGUAAACGCACUAAACCUGAAUAUGACAAGUUAUUAUCGGACCCAAUGCUUAAAUUCUCUGGCCUGUAUCAGGAAGGUUGUUCAGACUUGUAUGUGACAUGCCAGGUGCUCAGUGAUGGGGUGCCUCUUGCUCUUCCAGUUACUACGUCAUACAAAGCCUUCACUAAUAGAUGGAACUGGAAUGAAUGGUUGACUCUACCAGUGUUCUUCAGUGAUCUUCCAAGAAAUGCAACUUUAGCUAUGACAAUAUAUGACUGUGCUGGUCCUGGAAAGGUCAUGGUGGUUGGUGGUACAACCAUAUCACUUUUCGGCAAACACGGUAUGCUGAGACAGGGUAUGUUUGACUUGCGAGUGUGGCCGGGAGUGGAGGGCAGUGAGAAAACGCCCGGCAAAGCCCCCGACAGAGGCAAGGAACAAAUGCAGAGGUUGGCCAAGCUCGCAAAGAAACACCGUAACGGACAUAUGCCUAAGGUGGACUGGUUAGACAGGCUCACCUUCAGGGAGAUAGAGAUGAUCAACGAAAAAGAGAAACGGAGCUCAGAUUACAUGUAUCUGAUGGUGGAAUUUCCAACUGUACAAAUAGACGGCAUCAAUCACGCUGUUGUGUACUAUGAGCAAGAUGGCGAUGAGAUGUACCAAUUCAAAGUACAAGCUGACAUAGUCACAGUACCUGACUAUGAAAUAUUACAGGAGAAUUUAGUGGAGAGUAAGCAGCAUCGUCUCGCUCGCUCACUCCGGUCGGGAGUGUGUGGGAGGGAUGCCAAGCCCACGGCUAGCGAGCGCGACCAGCUCGCCGCCAUAGUGGCCUCCCCGCCCGCCAAACCCCUCACCGCCGCCGAACAAGACCUGCUGUGGAAAUUCAGAUUCUACUUGUCGUCACACAAACGUGCUCUCACAAAAUUCUUAGAAUGCGUCAACUGGAACAGACCGGGCGAGGUGCGGCAGGCGCUCGCUAUGAUGAAGCAGUGGACGCCUAUGGACGUGGAGGACGCCCUCGAACUGCUCACGCCCAAGUUCACACACCCAGCAGUCAGGAAGUACGCCAUAUCCCGGCUGAAGCAGGCGCCGGACGAAGACCUGCUGCUGUACCUGCUGCAGCUCGUGCAGGCGCUCAAGUACGAGGACCGCGCCGAGAUACACGACGAGUACGCGCGCGUUUGUGGAAAAGAUGCGCCUUCGUGGCCGGAGGACGCACGCGGCUCACGCGGCAGCCACGCUAGCCUGCUGUCCGCAUCAGUGUUAUCGACUAGCGAUAUGACCGGCUCGAUCACCAGUCGUCGGUCGAUCGACGCGCGCCCUGAAGAGUCUGUAGCAGCCACAGAGGAAAUUACCGCCCCCUCAGACACCGACAAUGGAAACGUAUACAGUAUGGAGGUGUGUGAAGAUGAGCUGUCGCUGGCCGGGUUCCUGAUAGGUCGCGCGUGCGGCAACAGCGUGGUCGGCAACUACCUGUACUGGUACCUGCUGGUGGAGUGCGAGGACGCGCCCGCGCACGACCACCGGCACAUGUACCUGCGCGUCAUGCGCACCUACUCGCAUCAACUCGCGCACGGUAACGCCGACCUCCAACGGACGCGUUCGUUCUUGGCCCGUCAACAAGUGUUCAUAGACAAACUGGUUAAACUCGUCAAAACUGUCACCCGCGAGAGCGGCAACCGCAACAAGAAGGCGGAGCGUCUCCAACAGCUACUCGCAGAUCCCGACGCGUUCAAAUUCAACUUCGCAAACUUCGAACCUAUGCCUUUCCCCCUAGACCCUAACGUUACCAUCAAGGGGAUAGUAGCUAAGAAAGCUAGCCUCUUCAAAUCGGCUCUUAUGCCCUCAAAACUGACUUUCUUAACUACGGAAGGCAUGGAAUACGAAGCUAUUUUCAAGCACGGCGAUGAUCUACGCCAAGAUCAAUUGAUCCUUCAGAUGAUAACGUUAAUGGACAAAUUGCUGCGACGGGAGAAUCUCGAUUUGAAACUGACCCCGUAUAAAGUACUAGCGACGAGUUCGAAACAUGGCUUCCUACAGUUCAUAGAGUCCGUGACUGUGGCCGAAGCGUUGGCUACAGAAGGCAGCAUACAGAACUUCUUCAGGAAACAUAAUCCGUGCGAAGGUGCACCUUACGGCAUCAAGCCCGAGACCAUGGAUACGUAUAUAAGGAGCUGUGCUGGAUACUGCGUCAUUACUUAUUUACUCGGCGUGGGCGACCGCCACCUGGACAACCUGCUGCUGACGCGCGGCGGCGCGCUGUUCCACAUCGACUUCGGCUACAUCCUGGGCCGCGACCCCAAGCCGCUGCCGCCGCCCAUGAAGCUCAGCAAGGAGAUGGUGGAGGCCAUGGGCGGCGUGCACUCCGACCACUACCACGAGUUCAGGAAACAGUGCUACACCGCCUUCCUGCACCUGCGGCGACAUGCCAACCUGAUGCUGAAUCUUUUCUCCCUGAUGGUAGACGCAUCGGUCCCAGAUAUAGCGCUCGAACCAGAUAAGGCUGUGAAGAAAGUGCAAGAUAAAUUGAGGCUCGAUCUCGGCGAUGAAGAAGCAGUCCACUAUCUCCAGAACCUGCUGGACAUGUCCGUCACUGCAGUGAUGGCUGUGUUAGUGGAACAUUUCCACAAGUUCGCACAGUACUGGCGUAAAUAACGACUAUAUUUCAAUGUGUUAGAGUUCAUAAUUUCUUAAAAAGGAAAAACAAAAACAUUAUGACGACAAAGGAAUAGUGCUAUUCUGUUCAUGUCUUUCAGAUGUUUUACCUGCUUUAGUGUCAUUGUAAUAUGUUUAUAAAUGAAGAUCGAAGACCUGCUAAGAUAUUUUAAUUGAGCUGCAAAUUAGUCAAAACAAAGUGAGACCUGUGAUCUUGGGUUGGUGAUUUAGCCCAUGCAAAGAUGAUGAAAGCAUUGUAUUCAGACACAUUGAUAGAUAUUAGUGUAUCAAAAUCAUGUUUGCUUUGUUAUUUUACUGUCUGGAAUCUGUUAUAUUUUGAGUAAGACACGAAGAUAGUUUUCGUCUGCAGCAAAUAGACCCAAUAUAUUCCUCCCUUUAUGCAAUUGAAAAUAUUUUUUUCUUAACACAAGUGGAAUAAAGUCAUAACGCCCAAUAUUAAAUUGAUUUAAUGUGGAAUAGGGAAUAUGCACUUUUAAAAAUAAAUUAUAUGGUUGUCCAUAUCGUUAUAUACCUGUAAAAAUACCGAAAAAGUAAAACUCAGUAACAAAAAUCACUACAUAUUAUAAAACAAAAUCCCCCGCCGCUCACGUCUGUCUGUUCGCGAUAAACUCGAAAAAGUACUAGACAGAUUUUCAUGCGGUUUUCAACAAUAGAUAGAGCAAUUAUUGAGAAAGGUUUAAGUGUAUAGUGAGUUUAGAUUCUGUUUAAACUGACGAUAUUAUGAUAUUAGUUUAAUAUGUCGGAAAUAAUAAAGCCAAUCGGGAGCUUUCCUCGAAAACCCAGCCAAAAACUUUUGAGUUAUAACAAAACAAUGUAUGGUGGAAUUUUACCUCUUUAAUAGAUCUACAAAAAAGUCCGGGUUGGUAUAUGUCCAUCUCCCAAAGAUAACCCACAAUAAUCAUUUUUUUACGUUUACUUGAAACCGAAAAACGAUGGGUUAUUUACGAACCUACUUUUAACUAUACAGUAUUGAUCCUUAUUCGAAUAAAUAAGUUAGAUACUACGUUAGAUAUUAGUGUAAAAUUACCUUUUACACUAUAUCAAAAAUAUGAAUAACUAAUGUGCUAUCGAAAAAUAAAAGUCUCCGGGCAAGCUAUUAAAUAUCGAUAAAUAAAAAUGAAUCGCGCAAACUUAUGUACGCGCAUAACUUCAGAAUUACAGUUCCGACUGCACCAAAUCGGAUGAUUCUAUUUUUUAUGUGUUAAGAGUAAAGGAUUUUUGGUGCAUUUCAACAACUAUUUUCAAGACGAGAACGAAAUAAUGUUGAAAAAUAUUUAAAUAGACUUUAUUCUGAAGCAAUAAUAAUCGUAAUAAAAUAUAUUUAACCAUUUUUUAAUCGGAGGCAUAUUCCCUAUUGACAAUCUUUUGUUUGUUACAUAUAAAUCUUGCACUGUGAUAUAUUAGUUAUAUAUUGUAAUGUAAGUAACUGAUGAUAAAUAAAAGUUAUAUUU